AUGCUGAAGUUGCGUGAGCAGAGAACUCUGUACCUGAAUGCUACAUCAUUCAAAAAACUGAAAAGUCUAUGGCUACUUAUAUUUGCUAAUGUAGUCUUUUCUACUGCCAUUGAAUACCUUCCAACCGAGUUAAGGUUAAUUAAUUUGCCUGCAUACCAGUUUCCUACUUUGCCCUUCAAUGCCGGUCCAAAACAACUUGUUAUAGUGAACAUGGCACAUAAUCAUAUCCAUCAACUUGACAAAGGAUUCAAGAAUUUUGAAAGAUUAAAAGUUUUGAACUUUAGUCGCUCUAAAUUCUUAAGAAAAAUUCCUGACCUGUCAACGGCGCCAAAUCUCGAGAGCUUAUAUGUUAACCACUGUGCAAGUUUAGUUGAGAUCCAUGAGUCUGUUGGAUUUCUCGCCAAGCUGGUUACAUUAGAAGCCCAACACUGCAAGAACCUUAGCACUUUUCCAAGUAAUCUGGUGUCCAAAUGUUUUAGAAAAUUGGACUUUCAAGGCUCCUCGAGACUCAAAAUCUUUCCUAACAUUCUUGAAAAAAUGGUAUUUUUAACAAGUGUAAAUCUAUCCGGGACGAGAAUAAAAGAGUUGCCUUCCUCAAUUGAUCAUGCAGUGGACUCAAGUUGUUGCGCUUAA
Messenger RNA from Ziziphus jujuba (common jujube), 633 nucleotides. Its product is annotated as disease resistance protein Roq1. The record is from RefSeq and is a predicted model, not a curated record. The transcript has 2 exons. Gene Ontology annotation, biological process: defense response. The coding region runs from base 1 to 633 and encodes 210 amino acids. NCBI's taxonomy places the organism in Eukaryota, Viridiplantae, Streptophyta, Magnoliopsida, Rosales, Rhamnaceae.